Molecule: messenger RNA, 1515 nt
Organism: Penicillium canescens
Lineage: Eukaryota; Fungi; Ascomycota; Eurotiomycetes; Eurotiales; Aspergillaceae
Product: MFS transporter
Exons: 1
Coding region: 1-1515 (504 amino acids)
Biological process (GO): transmembrane transport
Cellular component (GO): membrane
Molecular function (GO): transmembrane transporter activity
Source: RefSeq, a predicted model, not a curated record
AUGGCAGACAAGCUAGACCUAGAGCCGGUCCCAUCGGCAAAGUCGCUGGCUUCGACAUUCUCGCCCAUCCAAGAAGUCCUGUUCAUCACCUUGGUGUGCAUGGGACAAUUCAUGACGCAAACCAACAUCGGAGUCGUUCUUUCGCCACUAGGUAUUGUGGCUAAUAGCUUCGGUAUCACAGAGCCUGGAAUUUCAAGCUGGUUCUUGGCUGGGUACUCCUUGACCGUUGGCACCUUCAUCUUGGUGUCAGGUCGAUGCGGCGAUCUAUUUGGUUAUCGCCGAAUGUUCAUCAUCGGAUUCUGUUGGCUUGCACUCUGGUCUCUGGUGGCAGGACUCAGUGUCUACUCUAAUCACAUUCUGUUCAUUUUCGCCCGUGUCUUUCAGGGGAUUGGUGGUGCAUUGUUAUUGCCCAACGGAUUGGCUCUGCUCGGCGCAACCUACGCACCAGGAAAGAGAAAGAAUAUGAUAUUUGCCAUUUUCGGUGCCACUGCUCCAAAUAGUGCCCUUCUGGGAACUGUGUUUGGUGCAAUCUUUGCCCAAUUGGCCUGGUGGCCAUGGAUAUAUUGGUCGCAAACCCUGGUCUGCAUUGGCUGUGCCGUUCUGGCUUCUGUUGUAAUCCCCUCUAUACACCAUGAUACCUCCGUUGACUCGUCCUAUGUCGGUGUACUCAAAGCUCUCGAUGCACUUGGUGGAGCUUGCGGAAUUUGUGGACUUGUGCUGGUGAACAUAGCUUGGAAUCAAGCCCCCAUCGUGGGAUGGAGCGAGCCCUACGUCUAUGUGCUGCUGAUUAUCGGAAUUAUCCUGAUUUUGGCCUUCUUCUAUUUUGAAUUCCGUGUUGCCGAACAUCCUCUUAUCCCCUUCCACGCCCUCAGUCGCGACGUCUCGUUUGUGCUUGGGUGUGUUGCCUGUGGUUGGGGAUCCUUCGGCAUUUGGAUCUACUACUUCUGGCAAUUUCAAGAGAAUCUCCGCCAUACGACUCCUCUCUUGGCGUCCGCCGAGUUUGUCCCAGUAGGACCAAUGGGUAUCAUUGCUUGUUGCGUUACGGGGUACCUCAUGGGCCAUCUGCGCCCGGGAACAAUCAUGAUGUUGUCGAUGAGUGCCUUUACGUUAGGCAAUGUUCUGGUGGCAAUCGCACCGGUACAUCAGACGUAUUGGGCACUGACCUUCGUUUGCCUGUUGGUGAUUCCUUGGGGCAUGGAUAUGUCGUUCCCUGCGGCUACUUUGAUGCUGUCCAACGCGGUAGAGCGGAAGCAUCAAGGUAUCGCUGCAUCCCUUGUGACCACAGUAGUUAAUUAUAGUAUUUCGUUGAGCUUGGGAUUCGCCGGCACGGUCGAAGUCCAUGUGAACAACGGAGGCAAUACUUCUGGGGAUGUUCUGAAAGGCUACAGAGGUGCCCUAUACGUGGCUAUUGGUCUUGGUGCACUGGGAAUGGUGCUUAGUGCGAGCUACACCUUCAAAGGCUAUCGAGCUGAAAGUCGAUCAAAGGAGGUUGAAAGUGAGGAAAGUGGGGAAUAG